This is a messenger RNA of Phytophthora nicotianae INRA-310, 1262 nucleotides long. Its product is annotated as mevalonate kinase. Lineage: Eukaryota; Oomycota; Peronosporomycetes; Peronosporales; Peronosporaceae. Gene Ontology annotation, biological process: isoprenoid biosynthetic process. The transcript has 3 exons. Gene Ontology annotation, molecular function: ATP binding; mevalonate kinase activity. The record is from RefSeq and is a predicted model, not a curated record. Bases 26 to 1180 code for a protein of 384 amino acids. Gene Ontology annotation, cellular component: cytoplasm.
GAAAUUAGGCAGUUGCCAAAUCGGCAUGGGAGGAGACCGCGAGGUUGUACGUGUGUCGGCGCCUGGGAAGCUGCUGCUGCUCGGUGAACACGCUGUGGUCUACGGCUGUCCCGUAGUGGCAGCGGCGCUGUCGGAUCUGCGCAUCAAGGCGGAGAUUACCCGCAUUCACGUACCUGCAGGCAUCGAGCCCUCGAUCGAGUUUUCAUGCAAGGACAUCAAGUCCACGGGUGACAAGCAGCCGCUGCGGCGCACGUACGCGACUUCGGCGCUACAGAAGGUAGUGGCCGGACUCGAGGAUGAGGUCCAAUACGUGCCGACGCCAUCGCAGGAGGUAAUGACGCGUAUCGACGGUGUGUUGGAAGGUGAAACUCCCGAAGAUGCCAAGACUAUGCGAGCCCCGUUGUUCCUGUGCUGCGCUCUGCUCCGUUCGUCUGGAUAUCUGAGCGGCUCUAAAGGAGGGCUUCAUGUGGAGGUGGAAACAUGCGGUCUGCCUAUUGGUGCGGGUCUGGGUUCUUCAGCAGCCAUGUCUGUGGCUCUAUCCGGAGCUUUCGCAGAGCUGUCGGGUAGCUCUCGAAAGCACGAACUGGACUUCAUCAACGAAUAUGCCUUCGGUGCUGAAGUGAUUCUACACGGAUCACCCUCAGGUGCAGACAAUACGGUGUCGUGCUUUGGUGGCACCCUGCUCUUCCAGAAACACCCAGAGCCUUCGUUCGAUCGCAUUCAGUGCCCGCUGAACAAAUUCCGCUUUCUUCUGGUUAAUACGCGCGUGCCCCGUUCCACAAAAGUACAAGUUGCAAAUGUCCGUAAGCGCUACGAAGCAGAUCGUGAAAAGGUACAGAAGCAAUUUGAUACUAUUCAGCAGCUUGUCGAAAAGUUCGUGGCACUCAGUGAGCGGAAGGUGCUUUCUGAGGAAGUACUUGGUCAGGAAAUUGAACACAACCAACAAAUUCUAAGCGAUCUCGGCGUGGGGCAUCCACAAAUCGACGAGGUGGCGCGUAUUUGCAAGCAGUUUAACGGAUCUACAAAGCUGACUGGUGCUGGUGGAGGCGGCUGCACGAUCUCUCUAUUGCCACGCGGCUUGAGUAACGAAGACUUGGCGAAGUUAAUUACCCGGCUGGAAGCAAAGGGUUUCGAGUGCUACGCCAGCUCAAUCGGAGGCCCAGGCUUGAUCCGUGCUUAGAAGCCCUUGGUUUUAGAUAAAGUGGGGGGGGGGGGUAAAUGAACAGAAAGUAACUAAAUCAAGGUUUACUAUGGAUAUGGAA